Molecule: messenger RNA, 1350 nt
Organism: Daldinia loculata
Lineage: Eukaryota; Fungi; Ascomycota; Sordariomycetes; Xylariales; Hypoxylaceae
Exons: 2
Coding region: 1-1350 (449 amino acids)
Source: RefSeq, a predicted model, not a curated record
AUGAAUCGGCCACGCCCGCCGAGAGGGGCACCACCCCGAGACAACUCACACAACGAAACCGACGCCCCGACAAGAAGCUUCGGCCGGCAGCCCUCGCAGCGAAGCGAACAUACCGCUCGGCACUAUAUGCCCAACUCUUCCGCCCUCGCGAUGGAAGAUUACUCCGAGUAUAAUCCUGACGAUUACUCCGAGGAUAAUCCUGACGAUUACUCCGAGUAUAACUCUGACGAUUUGUCUGACUACGACGAAGAUGGAACGGAUGGAUAUUAUCAAAAUAACCCGCACCAGAUUUCCCAUCACAUCAGGUCGCGAAUUCUUCCCUGCUGCGAAGAAUGCAUCGUCGAGCGUGUAGGCGUAUUCAACGACGUCAUAGCCGAGUAUGAAUACGAGUAUAGAAUGCUCUUGGACAUAUUCGACGAAGAGUCAGAGCGGUACGAAAACGGCACGUUUGAUAAUCACGUCGUAAACCGCGAAAUCAAUGCGUAUAUGUACGAAGGUCAUUUCCCCGAAGCAAAUGAUUUUGCACGAAGGUACCCGAUUCGCGAACGACCAUCGAGGCAGCCGGUGAGCUCGGAAUAUGCAUCCCGAGGUGGUUUUCGCCAACCGCCUGUCAGAUCUCAUGAACGGCAGCGCGAAUUUGGUCCGGCUCGACAGCCUGCUCCCAAUCCGCAACUUCCGCUUCCAGUUCCUACUGCGCGCGUGCACGUAAGACCUAUGAGUUCGUCUAACGUGAAACCCGCGAGCUCAUCUAACGCCCUCUCGGAGACCUCUAGAAGUAGGACCGUAGAGCAACGCCCUCGUACUGCCCGUGGACGUGAUGGACUUAUCAAGAGUACGAAACCAUCUCGGCCGGUGCCAAGCCAGCCCGCAGCCGCGACAAGAACGGCGACUCAAGGUACUGCACAAUCGAAUACGACAGGCCUUAGGGGCUUUCAUCCAGGAUAUCUUUUCUUUCCAGUUGGACAGCAUAGUCUUUUCGGGCCGCAAAGUCGUGAAAGGUUAUUCGGGAAGCGAUGUAUUGAAUCGCCGCUACGACCGUCCCUCGGGGAGAUGGUACCAGCCGAGCGCAGUAGCAGUCAUGGUAUAUUAGACCAGUCUGCCCCUGCUGCCAAGGAAGAUGGCUACAAGUCUGGAGCAGUUGAUCCGCAGCCAGGGGAUGUCCCGAAAAGACCCCGCGGAUCUCGUGGACGAGGGCGCCGACGCCAUAAGGAGCGACGUAGUGGCACUGUGCUCUCCGGGCAUAGUCAACCCCAACGCUAUCGCUCUCGAUCACCUCUCCAGGGUUGUCGGGACCAACAAACCAGGCGGCGAUCCGCAAGCCCUCGAUCGCAAGCCCGUCGAUACUAUUAG